CGCGGAUGCCGUGGCGCAGCUUUGCAGUCGAUUUCUGCGAAUCAGCCCUUGAGAACCAUGAGCUGUUGGUUGACUUGCAGACGAGCCGGUUGUUUUAUCCGCUUUCGCCAAAUGAGUCGGCCCGCCCGUACGGAGUACAGUGUGUCCCGUCUGCUUGGCGACUGUGCAUGCCGAUGGUGGGAGAACAUUUCCCAAAUACUCUUGUCCCCAGACAGCUAAGUUCUCAUGCCCAGGUGGCUUCAACAAAAGCCCCAAUCGAUACAGCUUAGCCAUCAGCAGCACUGAGUUCUCGCCAGUCUACCGCCAACGCAGAUCAUGUCCAACGAGAUCAACAAGGAUCUGACCAUUGAAGGAAUGGAGCUUGAUGAGGGAAUGGACGUCUUCGACGUUGCAAUGUUCGAAUCUGGAAGCGCGGGUAGCGGAUUCCACACCAAAAACAAUCCCAAGGAUCCGUACCAACGACGGGAGGUUAUACAACGGACAGGUGCUAUCGACAUCCGCUGUUCCAUAUUGGACGUGGCCCACGGUGUCAUGAGUCCAGAGAGCGACUACUGGGCAACUCUCAUGGUCCUCCAGUUUCGGUUCGACCCUCAGAAAAGGAUGCGUCGUAUCACUGAGGCAUCAUUGGAGCUGCUCUUUGACUUGGCAGACCCGGAAAAUGAACUCCCCGAGGUCGAAGCCAUAUCAUUCGAUGGCCACUACAGUCUUUUGCCAAGCAAGCAAAGCGAGUCCACGACCGUCGGGGGCUCAGGAACUCUGGGAGCUACUCAGAUACUCACUGCUAGCGGCACGGCCAAGUGGGAGAAGACCGUGACUCGGGAGACUUCGGACAAGACAACUGUGAGCGGAGGAAGAUUUGUGGUCGACAACAUUCCCCCGAACCGCAUUGCCAAGUGGACACUCCUUGAGAACAAGACCCUCAAGACCGGGAUUCCCGCUUUGUUGCAGGUCGCGGUGCGCAUCCAGCGACAGGAUGAGGAGAUUUUCACGUGCACGCCCACGAUCCGGUGCAAGGCAGACAAGUGGACGUCCAUCGAGAGCUUUUUUGGCAAGGUCCCAGAGGAUGACCCCGUGCUUUUGAACCCGGAGCAGAAGCCGACCAACAGGCUCAUGGUGUACGACACGGACAACAUUGGAGCCAUUGAUCUGCAAGCUCUCGGAAAUAUCGUUCCCACAACCUUGAUACGAGAUUCCGAGCAAGAACAAGAGGAGGCCGUAUAGUAGCUGCGCCUACCGGUAGUGAAUUUGGUCAAUCAUAGUGGCUAUUUGACUUUA
This is a messenger RNA of Diaporthe batatas, 1275 nucleotides long. RefSeq lists its product as uncharacterized. Lineage: Eukaryota; Fungi; Ascomycota; Sordariomycetes; Diaporthales; Diaporthaceae. The record is from RefSeq and is a predicted model, not a curated record. The coding region runs from base 316 to 1221 and encodes 301 amino acids. The transcript has a single exon.